This is a messenger RNA of Rotaria sp. Silwood1, 384 nucleotides long. The record is from the annotation of a GenBank genome assembly. Lineage: Eukaryota; Metazoa; Rotifera; Eurotatoria; Philodinida; Philodinidae.
AUGAUACGAAAUUAUCAUCGAAAGAGUGGAGCAAACGGGAAACGACAAUCAAAUACCACGCUCAUUUCCAUUAUUGAUCAACGACAAAAUGGUCGUCUCAUGAGUAUGUUUCUCAAUGCUCAACGUCGAUUAUCUCUAAUGUCACAAAUAUCUUUACCACACGGUGCUGAAUAUCGUCCACAACAACGAUUGCCACCCAAUGGUCUUGAAUCACAGCACAAUAUCCUGCUGAGAAACAUAACAACAAAAAUUGGACAUAAUCCUAAACAAUUUCGUGUUAAAUCAAGCAAAAAAGCAAAGCCAUCUCAACCUAAACUCUUACUAGAUUGUGUUGCUAGCAAGCAGCCAAAAUAUGAUUAUAAUAUAAAAACAUUUGACGACUGA